Ceratitis capitata (Mediterranean fruit fly) is the source of this 1684-nucleotide messenger RNA. RefSeq names its product leukocyte surface antigen CD53. NCBI's taxonomy places the organism in Eukaryota, Metazoa, Arthropoda, Insecta, Diptera, Tephritidae. Bases 391 to 1047 code for a protein of 218 amino acids. The transcript has 6 exons. Gene Ontology annotation, cellular component: membrane. The record is from RefSeq and is a predicted model, not a curated record.
GGAAAACGUAUUGAAAUGACGCUUAGUGCGUUCUAUUCGUAGCAAAAGUGCAAUGCAAAUUUAUGUGUAUUCUAAUUUUGUUUCUGCCAAAUUUUUUGGUUUUUCUCUUGGAAAUCUGGUGUAAUUGUAAAUUUGGUGAAUUUCGUUGGACAGACCAGAAAGCAUACGAAUAUAUACUAAAAUAAGCACACACAUACAUAUGUAUAUGUAGUAUUUAAAAAUACGCCAAAAUGAAAGUGUUUUUCACACGAUUUUGUCAUUUCUAUUUGUGUGUUUUCAAAUUUUCGCUUCCCUUCGGUAUUUACUUUCGCCAACUUUGCUUGAUGUGACGGUUUUUCCAAGCGAGCGGUGUAUAAAUAUUGUUUAGUGAAUAAAUAAAAAGUAAUCAUUAUGGCGUGCUCAACGAAAACUUUGAAAAUAUAUGCCUUGAUAUGGGAUGUCCUUUAUGCGCUCCUUGGCUUGGCAAUCCUUGGCAUUGGUCUGUAUGUCCUAUUGACGCUUGAGUAUUUCAGCACGAUCGGCUACGUGACACCCGGUUUGGGUCUUGUAGUGAUCUUGACCGCUGUUUUGGGCUUACUCGGUGCGGCACAUGAAAGCAGUCGGAUAACCAAAACCUUCGCCAUAAUUUUAGUCGUAUGGGUUAUACUACAAACGCUGGCAGUUGGCUUCUUUUGGAUAUUCGCAAAUGAAAUAAUGAUCAAUAUCGAAAGCACUUUCGAUCAGUCAUGGGGUCAUCCCACAUUGCCGUUAAAACCGGGUAACAGUAGUCAUAUAGCGAACAUUGAGAGAUGGCUCGAUUGUUGCGGACGUGCCGGCUCUAGCGACUACAUGCUGCCACCACAUAGCUGUUACAACAGCGACACGGACAAGCUUAACCUGGAAGGUUGCCGGCAAAAGCUACUCGAUUAUUUUUCCGAACGUUGGGAGGCAUUUAAUUACUUCUCUAUCGGUUUGGUGUGUGUUGAGCUGAUUUGUGCUGUCUUCGCUUGGGUCUUGGCAAAUAGCAUUGUGAAUCGUUGGCGCCGCUCGAAAUACUAUCCCAAAUAAGCAGUUUGGAAGGUGAUUAAUUUAAAUGCGCAUAAAGGCCAAAGAAUUUUUUUUUUGUAUAUUUUCACAUUCAAAUAUACAUACAUACAUACGCUUACAUAUAGAGAGGAAUAUGUAAAUGCAGUUAAAAAACGUACAUACUUGUACAUACCAAUCGAUGUAUUUUAUAUUUCAUUUUAUUUUUUUUUAAUUUUUUUGCUAUUUAAUACAUAUAGAGCCAAUCUUUUUUUCUUUGCAAACAACGGUAAUGUAUAAGAGUGUUUGUUCUAUCGCUGAGAAGAAAAAAGAAAAAUUAUGAAAUUCAUUUUGCUAGUCUACCUCAACAUGCUCAUAAAUUAGCUAAGCUUCUAAUUAUGUAUAUAUAUAUAUAUAUAUAUGUACUCACGUACUGUUCGCAAAGCGCAGCUCAAACCACAAUCAGCUUAGCUGGGAAAUACAAUAUCAGGCUGAUAAAUAACAAACACACACAUACAAAUGUAUUUAAAAUGAAAUUUAAAUAAACGAAAAUUAUUGAAAAAUUUUCGCGCUCUAACGAAAUGAUAGUGCCAAAUAAGGUGUUCAAUCGGAAGUGAAUUUUGUGUAAAAAAAAAAUUAAAAAAUAAAGAAUUUUUAUUAAAAAAAAUUUUUAAAUUAAAAA